Penicillium digitatum Pd1 is the source of this 111-nucleotide messenger RNA. Lineage: Eukaryota; Fungi; Ascomycota; Eurotiomycetes; Eurotiales; Aspergillaceae. The record is from RefSeq and is a predicted model, not a curated record.
AUGAAGCCAUUUUUUCAUAUUUGCAAGUCGGUCGAAUACAAUAGUGUGGGAGUAAUGGGUCCAUAUCGAAUGGGGGUUCCUCUCCGCGUGGUAUUUGAGUUGCAGAUCUAG